Aspergillus caelatus is the source of this 1179-nucleotide messenger RNA. RefSeq names its product syntaxin family protein. NCBI's taxonomy places the organism in Eukaryota, Fungi, Ascomycota, Eurotiomycetes, Eurotiales, Aspergillaceae. Bases 95 to 886 code for a protein of 263 amino acids. The transcript has a single exon. The record is from RefSeq and is a predicted model, not a curated record.
GCCUCAUCAGUCAAGCUGAGACUGACUGCGACACUUCAUCCGCCAAUUCGCGACAUAUCACCUUCUCAUUCCGGACCCACCGUCUUACCUCAAAAUGCCGAACCCAUCGCAGCUCUUUCUCCUUGCAGAUCAUAUCAAACUCUCGCUUUUAGAACGACAACGAGCGAUCUCAUUGGAUUUGGAACCCAAUAGCCAAGACGGGGAGAUCUCUCGCUCUUUGGAAUCGUUGCACGACGGCAUCGAGGAUGUGGAGCGAGACCUCGCCCAGUUGGAGCAGGCCAACGACGAUGGCGCCACCGAGAUGAAAGACCAGCUAUUCCAUCUGAAAUCGCAGUAUCAAGAUUUGUCGUCUCAGUUCAGCGGACACACCACCUCAGCCGGCGCCAGCGGCUCAUCCCCAUCGCCUGAAUUCGCCAAUGUCAAGUCGUCUCCUGACCUCAAACAACCUGUCCCGCAGCAUCCUCCUUCAAAGUCAGUUCGGUUUAUGAACUCGGCUACAGAAGAAGCCGAUCUCGAGCGACAAAAUCUUUUCCGGCCGUAUCGCGACUCACCUUCCCCGCCUGGCGUAGACCAAUCUGACAUGUCGAAUGAACAAAUAUAUGAUCGACACAAUGAGAUCAUGCGCGACCAGGACGAACAGUUGGAUCGCCUAGGCGAAUCCAUCGGGCGGCAACACCAACUCAGUAUUCAGAUCGGGGAUGAGCUAGAAGGCCACGUCGCGCUAUUAGACGGUAUGGAUGGUGAUGUUGACCGACACCAACAUCGGCUAGACGGGGCUAGAAAACGGCUGGACAAGAUCCGGAGAAGCGCGGGUGACAACUGGAGCUUGAUGACGAUCGUCGGUUUGAUCAUUAUCCUUGUCAUUCUCAUUGUCAUUUUGAAAUAAAGCCUAGAGCGUAUAGAACCUCGGGUAUACUUCACAUUUUUGUGAAUAUUGGUCAAGGGCGAAGUCCUCUGAAAGGCGCAGGGCGUUUCUUAUUGGACAGGGGUGCGGAUUCCCUAUGAAUGUAUUAUCGGUUUGACUUAUAUUGAUGUUUGAACUUACAUGGUGUCUGGAGUAAUCAUCAAUUACGGAUUUGUUUAUAAUAUGGCAACAAUUGCUUUUUUUACGCCACUUUCAUGCAACUCCCAGCAAGGGCUCGGGGUCUUACACCCCACCCUACACAAUCUACAUCUUAU